UCCAUGGUGACCAUUUUGGGCACAGUCCAGUCCUUUUGUUCUGGGGCUGUGAAGCCCAGGUGACAACUGCAUGCAGACUCAGCGCUGCUGGCAGAAUCCAAAGCCUGGAGACCAGAUUGAGAUUUUUCGAAGUGGUUACCAACACUGGGCUAUCUACGUAGGGAAUGGAUAUGUGGUCCACCUGACGUCUGCAGAUGGGGUUACAGGAAGUUUUUCCUCUAUUCCUCUGUCUGCCGACACAAAAAAGGCAGUGGUGAAGAAAGAAAAGCUUUCAGAAGUGGCAGGGAAAGACAAGUGGGAGGUCAACAACGAGAAGGACAGAAAAUAUAAAGUCAAGCCUGUAGACGAAAUAAUUAGAGCUGCAAACAAAUGUGUUGGGAUGGAGAUAGACUACAACGUGGUCAUGAUGAACUGCGAACAUUUUGCCACCGCACUACGAUAUGGCCAACCUGACAGUACACAGGUGUGUAGAAUUUAUUCACGUUUUCGUAGUGCUGUGAUACUGAAAUUCUUUCUAAACUCCUGAUCCUGGAAAAAUGAGGUGAGAUUAAGAAGCAGUUAAUUUAAUUUUUAUGUAGAUUUAAUUUCUAACCCCCAUUUACAAAGAUGGGGAGCAGAACUGAACAUUUACUGGAAUAUGUUGAAGGACUGCAAAACAGAACAAAAAAUAAAUAUCAUAACAUUUAAAGAUAACUUGAGUUCAUACACUUAAAUUGUCUGAAAGGACAAAUGAGAAGAUUAAAAACUCAGAACUCAGGUUUCCAAAUCAAUAACAGUCUUGUACCCUGAUGAAAAAUGUUGGGUCUGUAUUCCUUUAAUAUUUUUCAAACUAUAGUCACAGAACUCAGUUUUUUUGCACCAAAGCAUAUUCUUUUACAAGGAAUUACAGUUGUACCUCGGAACUUGUACGCCUUGGUACGCAUACGUUUUGGCUCCCGAAUAAUCGAAAACAGGAAGUGAUUGUUCUGGUUUUUGGACAUUCUUUGGAACCCAAACGUCUGAUGCGACUUCCGCAGAACUCAUAUUUUUGCACCAAAGCAUGUUCUGUUACACGGAAUUAUUUUUUAAAGCAUACUUUAAACCCAGAUUUAAUUGCCUUGGAAUCUGAGAAUUUCAAAUCUGGCUAUUAUCUGUUUCCAAACAUUUAAAGCAAAGUUUCAUAUCAAACUCUGUUGUGAGAAAUGAAGGACCUUCAGUCACUGUGAAUAAAAAUGCUUAAACCUCUUCUUCUU
Molecule: messenger RNA, 1232 nt
Organism: Zootoca vivipara (common lizard)
Lineage: Eukaryota; Metazoa; Chordata; Lepidosauria; Squamata; Lacertidae
Source: RefSeq, a predicted model, not a curated record